AAGGGACUAAGUCCUCAUAUCAGGUUCCAACUUGGGUUGUGUGAUGGCAAUGGCAGCAUAGGAUCUGGAAGUGGAUUUUGUUUUCAGCAUUUAAUUAAUGAUUAUCAGGCAUGGCGGCUGGUCAAUAGCAGGUGCUGAAGUUUCUGGCAACUCAAACCAGGUACCAUAUUUAAUUGGCUGAUAGCCUUCACAGCAAAAUCAUCAUAAAUAGGGUAAACUGGAAGGGAGACUGGUGAGAAACAGCUUGAGUUAGAGGAAGAGUGUGCUGUUGCUUCCGUGAAUGUGCUCCUGCAGGCAUGAAUGGCACAGGGAGAGAUUUUAUUCUCAGUCAACAUAAGGAAGAAGCCAGAAAGCCUCAUACUGAGGGCAUGAUAAUAUGGCUACAGAGGAGGCCAGCAGCCUACAGAAUACCUGCAUAAACAUGACUUGGCGUAGUUUAGCAAGAUGAAUUAAAUUCCUGACAGGAAGCUGAUAGCCCUGCAUGCUAUGAAUGGAGCCAAUGAAAUGUGAGGCAAGAUUGUCAAGCAAUGCAUCGGGUAUGACUGUGCCCCAGCAUCCUCAAUGAAACGCAGAGUAAUCUCACAGGAAAGCUCCUGGUCAGUCAGAGUUAAUGCUGCAAGAUACAAGGCUGCCAUGCUGAGCUGAACCUUGUUUUAUUUUGCUAAGUGCAAAUUGCCUUGAGUCUUUUGGAGAAAUUUUCACCAGAAGGCCUAGUGAGAUUUCUUGACUUACCUCACGAAAUGAGCCUUGUUAAGUACUCAAUCCACAUCUCUCAUGCCUACUAUGUGCCAUUCCUGAAACAACUCACCGCUCACUGGGUAAAUGCCAAAAGGCCAUCAUACUUGGUGCCCUCUCUAUGUUCAAAGGCUGCUGUGAGGUUGGAAGAACACAGGCAUUCACAAGCUGCCCUCCUGGAUCAAGGUCAAAAUCAGAACAUAUUGACCAAGUGUAAGAUGGUCCAGCAACUCUCCAACAGGGACCUUGAAGUUCUAGUUGAGCAUGGUGCAAAGGAGAGGAGCCUCUACCCAGAGCACCAACACAGCAUGCUGCAUGACCAGGCCUGACAGACCAGGCACCAGUUCAUCUCACUGGUGCUGAGAAAUGGCAGCAGUGCCAAAAGAAGGACCAUGACCUUCUCCACUCUAUAAAUUUAUAUGUGUAGGAGGAAGUUCAUCGCGAAUGAAAAUUUUCAGUCAGUACAUGAAUGAGCUGUUGGGCCUUGGUCGUGCCACUGAUGACAUACCCAAUAUCUGUGCGCAAACCGACCGUUACAGUAUGUACAAAGUGGGGCCUGUUCUUGCAGUCAGUCAUGGCAUGGGAAUUCCCUCAAUCUCAAUCAUGUUACAUGAGCUCUUCAAGUUGCUGUAUCAUGCCAAGUGCACUGAUGUUGUUGCCUUUCGUAUUGGAACCUCAGGUGGAAUAGGCUUGAAGCCAGGCACAGUUGUGAUCAGCAAAGUCUCAGUCGAUCCUUGCUUCCAUCCACACUUUGAACAGAAUGUAAUGGGGAAGAUCACAGCUUACUGCACAGAACUAAAUGCACAUCUGUCUCAGGAACUACUGAUCUGCAGCAAAGAAAAUAACCAAUUUGACACCAUCAUUGGUACAACCCUGUGCACCUCUGAUUUCUAUGAAGGUCAAGCACGUUUAGAUGGUGCAUUCUGCAACUAUACCCAUGAGGACAAGAUGAAAUACCUGCAGCGUGCCUAUGACGCAGGGAUUCGCAACAUUGAGAUGGAGUCCUCUGUAUUCGCAGCUAUGUGCAAACGAAGUGGCUUACCAGGUGCAGUAGUUUGUGUGACUCUGCUGGAUCGACUGCAAGGUGAUCAAAUCGACAAUUCCCAUGAAGUACUUGCAGAAUACCAGGAGAGACCACAGAAACUAGUUGGCUGUUACAUUAAAAAAGUAUUCUGCAAAAUAUAGGCAAGGUUCGACUGUUCAUAACAUUAAGAAGAAUGAGUUGUUUAACUUUUUUCAAUUUUUUAAAGAGCUUAUAUGAUUUUAAAUAUUUGGAUUGGAGACUUCCUUAUGUUUGCACAUUAUCUCUGUAUAUUUUGAAAGCCAUAAUGGAAGUUCAUUCGUAAAUAAACUGUUUUGAUGUUGCCAGUGUUUGGUAAAAUAAAAAGUUUCAUUUGGCCUGGCUAAUUGCUGAAGAAUAAAGAUCUAAACUGUUGCUUCAGUCUGGCAACUUUCUGUAUAACAAUACGUGGAAAAAUCAUAUGAUAUCAAUUUAUACUUUCGAAGAAUAUGAAUAAAAUUUUCUGAAUCGUG
Chiloscyllium plagiosum (whitespotted bambooshark) is the source of this 2268-nucleotide messenger RNA. NCBI's taxonomy places the organism in Eukaryota, Metazoa, Chordata, Chondrichthyes, Orectolobiformes, Hemiscylliidae. The record is from RefSeq and is a predicted model, not a curated record.